Messenger RNA from Syngnathus acus (greater pipefish), 2137 nucleotides. RefSeq names its product nitric oxide synthase interacting protein. Lineage: Eukaryota; Metazoa; Chordata; Actinopteri; Syngnathiformes; Syngnathidae. The record is from RefSeq and is a predicted model, not a curated record. Bases 187 to 1095 code for a protein of 302 amino acids. Gene Ontology annotation, molecular function: ubiquitin protein ligase activity. The transcript has 11 exons. Gene Ontology annotation, cellular component: nucleus.
GUAUUAACUGCGCGAUCAAGUAGCACCGGAAAACAAAAUUUCUCCUGAGUUUACCGGCUGGUAGAACGUUUCGUGUUAUCGACGAGCUCCGAGCCGAAUGCAAGCUAAGCUAGCGCUGCAAAACAUUGCAACCAUCCCGGAACUUUCUGAUUUUUUUUUUUUAAACGGACCUGAUUAAAGGCUAUAAUGACUCGCCACGGAAAAAACUGCACCGCUGGAGCCGUCUAUACAUACCACGAGAAAAAGAAAGAUACAGCGGCAUCUGGGUACGGCACACAGAGCAUUCGCCUGGGUAAAGAUGCCAUCAACGACUUUGACUGCUGCUGCUUAUCCCUGCAACCCUGCCAGACUCCUGUGGUCACUCCAGAUGGAUUCUUGUAUGAAAAACAGGCUAUUCUGGAAUACAUUCUGCAUCAGAAGACAGAAAUUGCCAGGAAGAUGAAGGCAUAUGAGAAGCAAAAGCAAGCUCAGAAGCAUGAAAGUCAUCUUGAGUCCAAGUCAGAAGAACGUGAGAAAGUGGAGAAGUUUAAAACCAGAGAGAACAGCAUUGUAUCCAAACCCAUCAACCCUUUCAUUUCUGGGCAAAGCAAAGUAGGCGGGAAAAUCAAGACGGACAGUCGCUCAUCAUCCUCCACUGAUUCAGUGGCCUCCUCCAGCCAGAGUCUGCCCAGCUUCUGGGUUCCUUCUCUGACACCUGAAGCCAAGCCCACCCUUCUCAAGAAACCGAGUAAGGCUGUGUUGUGUCCGAUGUCAGGACGACCUAUCAAGAUGAACGAGCUCAUCACAGUGCGCUUCACCGCGGUAGACCCGAGUCUGGACCGAGUGGCCCUCAUCAACCGCCAGGACAGAUAUGUCUGCGCAGUGACCAAAGACAUCCUGGGCAACAGCGUCCCCUGUGCUGUCCUGCGGCCUUCGGGGUGUGUGGUGACACAGGAGUGUGUGGAGAAGCUCAUCAAGAUGGACAUGACGGAUCCCGUGAGUGGAGACAAACUCUCUGACAAAGACAUCAUACCACUGCAGAGGGGAGGAACGGGCUUUGCGGGUGCUGGUAUAGAGCUCAAGGCCAAAGAAGCUCGUCCAGUCAUGCAAGUGUGAAACAUAAUGAUGGUCUGCCUGUAUUAUGCUCUCAAAAAAAUUUUGGGGGGAUAUAUUUGUAAUUACGGUAAGCCAAAAUAUGACAUUUUCUUUCUUAUUAGAUAUGAUAGCUUGGCCAUGUUUGUACUUUUGUGGUCAUUUUGAAGAGGUUAAGGAAAGGGGGAAAAAAGUCACUUUUGUGUCUGUCAUUCUGUUCUACAGUAUUUACCGUGUAUUGUUCAUAUCAUUUGAAAAGCCGUGUUAGUUUUCAUUUUCCUGAAUGUAUUUGAAUUGAGAAACAUUUUUAAGGCACAGGAAAAAAAACAGUCAAUCUUAGUCUGUGGUAUUGAUAUUCACAAUUCAUCAUGGCCGUCAACCUCCAUGGCUCCAUAAUCUGUGAUGGUGCUGAUCUUGAUGAAGUCGAGUUUAUCUAGCAUCUCUGAUAAUGACACAAAUCCAUCCUGACACGCACAAGGUAGAAAACAAAAGCAACAGUAAAAGGAAAGAAGUGGUUCAGAUCAGAAGAAAGGUCCUUCAUUGGGAAAAUGCUGAGUUACUUAUUUUAGCAAGUGCAAGGAUCAAAAAUACCUUCUUUACUGAGUACAUAGUGGCGGACGAGUAUUCAUUGCAGGAUUAAAUAAAACAACAUGUACAAAAGUUCAUUUAUUUGUCCAAUCUGCAGUCAAUAACUUUUUUAUUACAAAUUUCUUUUAGUUGCCUGUAGUAGGCAAUGUUGAAAUUCUUCUGACCUUAGCAAAUGAAUUAAAACUCAAUACUACUGCUAAAAUAUUUGGCUUGAAACAUUAAUAAAAAUGGAUUUCCAUACAUGGGAUGGCCGACAUUAAGUACGCAGUGAAAAUAUUUCAAGUACAAUGAAGUGCUCAGUGGAGUGUAUGGUUUCUGAUGAUUCAGAAUUGUCGUGACCACGUUUCUAGGCUCGAACUCAAAAUACAGUUUCGGUUUAAUAUCAGUGCACGUGGGACGAUAUCCACAGUUUUAGCCAACACUUCUUAAUUGAAAUAUAUUUGGACUGUGUUUAAUAAUGCUGUGUGGGCAUUAAAAA